Messenger RNA from Brassica napus (rape), 525 nucleotides. RefSeq lists its product as uncharacterized. The transcript is spliced from 2 exons. The coding region runs from base 1 to 525 and encodes 174 amino acids. Lineage: Eukaryota; Viridiplantae; Streptophyta; Magnoliopsida; Brassicales; Brassicaceae. The record is from RefSeq and is a predicted model, not a curated record.
AUGUAUGACUUCAUGAUAAAGGCAAAUGUCAUUACAGGGGAAAAGGGAAAGAUUGGUCAAACUGUGCUUAUUCAUAGACUCUCUAUAACUCCUUCAGAUAAAAAGUUGCCAUUCAAAAUGAGGAGGAGGCAACUGCCUAUUGGUGUUGCAUUCGCCAUUACUAUCAAUAAAAGCCAAGGUCGAACAUUGUCUGAAGUUGGAAUUUUUCUACCAAGACCGGUUUUUUCUCACGGACAAUUAUAUGUUGCUGUCUCCAGAGUGACGUCAAAGAAAGGCUUGAAGAUACUGAUUGUUGAUAGUGAAGGACAAGGAACUUUGAGAAUUGGAGAUCAACUUUGCUUGGAUAGGACCCGUCGUGUCCUUCGUCAUCAUACUGUUGUGUACAACAGACUAGAUGUGAAAAUGAUGAACAUCGCUCUCCAGGUUUUGAGCAAGACGAUGGACAGUACGAGCUUGACAUCUGAGAAGCUCGUGCUUGCUGAGGUGUUUCCGACUCUAUCAGGGAAUAGUCAAAAUCAGUUCUGA